UACGGUGUAUAAAACCAAUCACAUUAUCAUGACUAUGGGCUCGGACUUCCAGUAUGAGAACGCCAACAUGUGGUACAAGAACCUGGACAAGCUGAUCCAUUAUGUCAACGCCCAGCAGGCGAAUGGCGUCAAAGUCAACGUGCUCUAUUCUACCCCGUCCUGCUACCUCCAGGAGCUGCACAGAGCGAACUUCACCUGGGCUUUGAAGACGGAUGAUUUCUUCCCCUAUGCAGACGACGCUCAUGAUUUCUGGACCGGCUACUUUACCAGCCGACCGGCGCUGAAGCGUUACGAGAGGAUCAGCAACAGCAACCUGCAGGUAGUUUGAGGUUCACUCUUAGAG
Molecule: messenger RNA, 343 nt
Organism: Plectropomus leopardus (leopard coralgrouper)
Lineage: Eukaryota; Metazoa; Chordata; Actinopteri; Perciformes; Serranidae
Source: RefSeq, a predicted model, not a curated record